This is a messenger RNA of Abrus precatorius (Indian licorice), 1990 nucleotides long. RefSeq names its product E3 ubiquitin-protein ligase ORTHRUS 2-like. The coding region runs from base 5 to 1990 and encodes 661 amino acids. Gene Ontology annotation, biological process: protein ubiquitination; negative regulation of gene expression via chromosomal CpG island methylation. The record is from RefSeq and is a predicted model, not a curated record. The transcript has 8 exons. Lineage: Eukaryota; Viridiplantae; Streptophyta; Magnoliopsida; Fabales; Fabaceae. Gene Ontology annotation, molecular function: ubiquitin protein ligase activity.
CCAAAUGGACCAACCCAACAACCACCUUCCCUGCGACGCCGACGGCCAAUGCAUGCUAUGCAAACGCAAACCACCUCCUUCCGAAACUCUCACGUGCUGCACGUGCGCCACCCCCUGGCACCUUCCCUGCCUCCCCUCUCCCCCCCUCUCCCGCUCCUCCGACUCCCACUGGGACUGCCCCGACUGCUCCCUCGCCGGAGGAGACGCCGCCCCUGCCCCCGCCCCCUCUUCUGGCCACAUCGUCUCCGCCAUCCGCGCCAUUCAGUCCGACACCUCCCUCACCGAUCAACAGAAAGCCAAAAAGCGACAAGAACUCCUCGCUGGCUCCGUCAACCCUUCAUCCGAGAAGAGCAACGUCAGUGGCGUCCUCGACAUCUUUGACGGAAGCUUGAACUGCUCCUUCUGCAUGCAGUUGCCGGAGAGACCCGUCACUACGCCUUGCGGUCACAACUCCUGCUUGCGAUGCUUCGAGAAGUGGAUUGGGCAGGGAAAGCGCACCUGCGCCAAUUGCCGGAGCCAAAUUCCGCCGAAGAUGGCGUCUCAACCUCGAAUCAACUCUCAGCUCGCCAUCGCCAUCCGAUUGGCCAAGGCGGCCAGGUCAGGCUCCGCUGCCGCCGGACCACCCAAAGUCUACCACUUCCUCCACAACCAGGAUCGUCCUGACACCGCUUUCACCACCGAGCGAGCCAAGAAGCCCGGCAAGGCCAACGCCUGCAGUGGGAAGAUCUUCGUCACUGUUCCACCUGACCACUUUGGACCCAUUCCCGCCGAGAACGAUCCCACUCGGAACCGCGGCGUUCUUGUUGGCGACACGUGGGAAGACAGGAUGGAGUGUCGGCAGUGGGGUGCUCAUCUUCCUCAUGUCGCCGGCAUUGCUGGCCAGAGUGGCCAUGGGGCACAGUCUGUUGCACUUUCCGGUGGUUACAUUGAUGAUGAGGAUCACGGCGAGUGGUUCCUUUACACUGGCAGUGGUGGGAGGGAUCUUAGCGGCAACAAACGCACCAAUAAGGAACAGUCUUUUGAUCAAAAGUUUGAGAACAUGAACGAGGCCUUGAGAGUUAGCUGCCGAAAGGGUUAUCCUGUUCGAGUUGUAAGGUCGCACAAGGAAAAACGUUCUUCAUAUGCCCCCGAAUCUGGAGUGAGAUACGAUGGAGUCUAUAGAAUAGAGAAGUGCUGGCGCAAAGAUGGAAUACACGGUUGCAAGGUUUGCCGGUAUCUGUUUGUGAGAUGCGACAAUGAGCCGGCGCCAUGGACAAGUGAUGAAUGUGGAGACCGCCCACGCCCACUGCCCAAAAUUGAUGAGUUGAAGGCUGCAAUUGAUAUAACCGAAAGGAAGGGUGCUCCAUCCUGGGAUUAUGAUGAGGAAAAGGGCUGCUGGUUGUGGAAGAGACCUCCGCCAGAAAGCAGGAAAUCCGUUGACAUUGUAAAACCUGAAGAUAGGUCAACAGUAAGAGUUAAACGAAAAGCGAAAAAUGUGUCCGUGAAAGAAAAACUAUUGAAAGAGUUUGGUUGCCAAAUCUGUCACAAAGUUUUGGCUUUCCCUCUUACUACACCUUGCGCUCACAAUUUUUGCAAAGCCUGUCUGGAGGGUGCCUUUUCUGGCCAAAGUUUCAUCAGAAAGAGGGCAUGUGAAGGUGGUCGCACUUUACGAGCACAGAAAAACAUUAUGAGAUGCCCAUCAUGUUCAAAUGAUAUUGCUGACUUUCUUCAGAAUCCACAGGUUAACAGAGAAAUGAUGGGCGUUAUAGAAUCACUCCAGCGGCAGGCUGAACAGAUGGAUGAUAAUUCUGAAGAGUCGAGCGAUAAAAAUGAUGAAAAUCUUAAGAAUGUGGAUGAUGGGACAGAAGUUGUUAAAAAUAGUGAUUCAAGUGAGAAGGUACUGGAGGAAAUUAAGGACAAUGAUCUGAAUCAGCCACACACGCGGAGGAAAGGUGCUGGUGGUGCGGUUAUGGUGAAUAUAGAUGAACAUACUGGGGAUGCUGUACACUAG